AGAUGGCAGUAACGCGUACUUUAAAGCUUUUACAUUUACCAUCAAAUCAAGCUGGUGUUGUUAGGGUUUCUACAUGUAUCCUAGUGAUUAAUUGUGUAAAUGUACGAAAAUGGGAUUCUUGCUAACCGUCGAGCUAACCUAAAAGCCGUCGGGAUAUGGCUAAAAUAACAGUUCGGGGGCGGUAGGACACAUAAUGUCUUAACGUCCCCAGCUAGCUUAGCCGGGGAACAAGAUGCUGCUGAAGAUGAAGCUGCUGAAAACCACCGACUACAUAGAGCUGGGCAGCUACCAGCACUGGCCGGUGCUGCUGCCACACAGGAUCCGGCUGUACACCUACGAACAAAUUCCCCUCUUCCUCAAAGAAAACCCCUACAUCACAGACGGCUACAGGGCCCACCUGACCUCCAAACUCUGUCUGAAGAGUAUAUUUAUUCUAUCUAAUGAGACUGUGAACAUCUGGAGCCACCUUCUUGGAUUCAUCCUUUUUUUCUCUCUCGGGGUCAAUGACCUCUCCUCAGUAUUACCAGCUGCUGGUGCAAACAGGGAGGACUACGUCAUCUAUGCUAUAGGACUCUUCUGCUUCCAGGUCUGCAUGCUGUGCUCAGUGGGCUACCACCUGUUCUCGUGCCACCGCUCAGAAAAGACCUGCCGCCGCUGGCUGGCGCUGGAUUACGCCGGCAUAUCUGUGGGCAUCCUGGGCUGUUAUGUUCCUGGGAUCUUCUACGCUUUCUACUGUAAUGCUUUCUGGCGGCAGGUCUACUUGCUGACCGUGCUCUCCUUGAUCCUGGCCGUCUUCUGCGCUCAGGUCCAUCCUCGUUACCUCAGCAACGACUGGAAGGUUAUAAGGAUGUCGAUCUUCUGCUGCGUGGCAGGCAUUGGGGUGAUUCCUGCCUGCCACUGGAUCUGGCUGAGUGAAGGGUUUGCAUCUGAUAUUGUGCAGCUGUUCCUGCCUCGUGUGAUCGGAAUGUACCUGAUAGCUGGAUCUGCGUUCCUGUUCUAUGCCACCAAAAUACCAGAGCGCUAUUUUCCUGGUCAGGUGAACUAUAUCGGCGCCAGCCACCAACUGUGGCACAUACUGGUGGUGCUGAUGUUUUACUGGUGGCAUCAGACGGCUGUUGGUAUCAUGGACUUCAGACACAGCCGGCCCUGUCUCACCUGGUCUAACGGCAGAUAAGUGAACCCAGGCUGAAGCAUCACAUACUGUAAACGCAUGAUGCCUGUGAUGCUGACGCUGGUUAUUAUUACAUGCUGUCAGAGUCCCCUCACAGUGGCUUUAGAACGGUAAAUGAAAAAAAAAAAACGUAUCAAUGCAUGGAGCUGAAAUGUUUAAUGUUUUAUAGAAACAAACCUAAUAUUUUGAAAUGAUAUCAUUCUUGGGUUGGUUUAUUUAUUUUAUUGUGCAGAGGCAUUCAGAUAAUGGGAUCGAUUUGGAUCAAAUAUGGUUGCCUGCAUGAAAUCUGCCUUUUUCCUUAUGCAUUAUUUUAAUCUAUCUGUAUGAAAUGAAUACUGUUGUUUUUAUAAGUGUUAUUUUUUUUUAAAAAGGGUAGUGAGCAGAUACAAAUAGGAAUAGACAGGAUAUGCUGUUGGAUGUACUCAAACUUGUGGGAACUUUUUUUCCCGUUUAGUGCUUCUUUUUGUUCAUGUUUCUCUCAUGGAAAAGGAAAUCAGCAGUGAUGGCAUUAAAUCCAAAACCAUUGCUUUAGUUAAAAUUAAUAUUUUUAUACUUGAAGCUACCCUCUCAGGCUAAAUCUUGAGCAGCAGAGCCAAUCCCAGAGCACAGAGACCCCAAUCUUCCUACUCUCACUGAUAAUCAAACCAGCCUUUGAUGCUAUCAUAUAGGUUUUCAUUUAGCUUCACAUUUUUUUUUAUUUAUUCAUUAUUUUUGUUUCAAAAUGCAGCUAUAAGGAAGAAAUCAGAAUGAAUUAUCACACUUGGGCAAUAAAGGACGACAUGUGGAGAGAAGCCUGUUAGCAUUAGAGAAUUACUGGGUUUACAUUGUUCCUCCAAUAAACAAGUGUUCAUUUUCUUUAUCCUCUACCACCAAGUGUGUAAUGAUGUAAUAUGUAAUAUGAUUUUUUUUGUGCAUGAAGGACUGAAUGAAAUAGACCUUUAGCAACUAAUCAUAUUGAAUAAUAUAGGAAUUGAACUGGUUUUUGUUUUUUGUUUUUUUUUUUUCAAAGCAUGUUAGCACUUUAUGUGCAAUUGUCUAAUAUUUUUCCAGGCACCUUAGUCAUCCAUCUUUCUGAGUAUGAUUUUUAAACUCCAAAGAAUUGGUUUUAAGAUUGGUCAAAGUU
This is a messenger RNA of Cyprinodon tularosa, 2294 nucleotides long. RefSeq names its product progestin and adipoQ receptor family member 3-like. Lineage: Eukaryota; Metazoa; Chordata; Actinopteri; Cyprinodontiformes; Cyprinodontidae. The coding region runs from base 233 to 1174 and encodes 313 amino acids. Gene Ontology annotation, molecular function: signaling receptor activity. The record is from RefSeq and is a predicted model, not a curated record. Gene Ontology annotation, cellular component: membrane. The transcript has 7 exons.